Pyrus x bretschneideri (Chinese white pear) is the source of this 1534-nucleotide messenger RNA. RefSeq names its product heme-binding protein 2-like. The transcript has 2 exons. Lineage: Eukaryota; Viridiplantae; Streptophyta; Magnoliopsida; Rosales; Rosaceae. Bases 249 to 887 code for a protein of 212 amino acids. The record is from RefSeq and is a predicted model, not a curated record.
AUUCUAUGCAGUACACAAAUGGAACACAUCAUUGUGGUUUUUGUUCAGGUUCUAGAAGUGGGGAACACAACAGAAAAUGGUGGAACUGGAGCCACUAAUUAACUAUGCUCACUCACGCACAGUCCCUUAAUCUGUCUUAUUAGUAUUAAAACCUCGUGCUUCAGAUUACUAAUCACAGCAUGAAACCUGUCCUGCUUUGCUGCUUAUAAAGCCAGGGGCCCUCCAGAGCACAAAACAUCGAUGAUCAAAUGGAAAAGCCAAUGUUGAACUUGGUUAUAGUAAUAUGUUGUUACCUUUGUAGCAGUAAACUUGUACUGUCCGGUCAUGCUAUCGAAUCGCCUCCCUACAGGGUGGUGCACUCUGAAUCGGAGUUUGAGCUCAGACUCUACAAAGAAUCCUCAUGGAUGUCUGCUCUCGUCCAAGACACAACCUCUUUCGAAAAAGCCACCAAAGACGGAUUUCACAGGCUGUAUCAAUACAUCCAUGGUGCUAACCUCAACUCUUCCGAAAUUACCAUAACGGCUCCUGUCUUAACAAGCAUUGUGCCGUCAGUGCACGGGCUGGCAGAAUACUACGUGAAGUUGUAUCUGGCUGCCAAAUAUGAAGGAACACCUCCACAGCCCUCGGCCGAACUGAAUUUGCAGUUGGAUAAUUGGAGAAGCCAUUGCAUAGCAGUCAGAAAGUUUCCAGGGUUUGCCAAAGAUGACCGUUUUUCCAAAGAAUAUGAAACUCUUGUGGACAGCCUAAAUAAGCACUUAAUUGGAAAGCCAGCGAUUCUGGCAGCUGAGAGUCCUUAUGCCAUUGCUCAGUACAAUGCUUCGUAUCACCUUUCUGGGCGCCUAAACGAAGUGUGGAUGGAUCUUUCAGGAAUCACUGCUGAUUGCUGAGAGAUCUGCAUAGUGAGAAUAACAUGGCUAAAUUGUACGAUUAGUCCCUGAGUUUUACUAAGAGUUUCACUUUCUCCCUUCUAGUUCCUUUGUCCAACCCGUCAAAUAAAGCAAAACUCCUUUCAAGUUGGGAGUUCUUCAAAUGAGAAGAAAGUUUACUUAGCUGACGGAUUGGAUUAAAGUGAAAACAAACGAAACUACAAGAACGAAAGUGAAACACCAAGUAAACUUCAGGGCCCUGUUAUUUAAAUUUGGCCUCUUAAUCUUGAUGUGGCUAUUGUGUAAUAUAAUUUCUCGCAGAAAUCAGAAAGGGAUGUCUGAUAUGUAGAAUAAAGUGGACAUCUUUCAUGUACGUACAAAAUAUGCCACUAUAAUUAUAUAUUCAUGCAGUCAAUGGAGUAUUUUACAAAAUUACUGAAUAUAUUGCUUCUUGUAUACAUGAUAGAAACAACAUCUUUGCAAAGUAAGGGUAAGGCUGCGUCCUAUAGACGUUCCUUCCGACCUUCGCAAAACUGGGAGCCUUGUUAGCUUGGGUCACCCUCUUUAUUGCGUCUUGUAAACAGGCCUCCCUCAGACGAUACAAAUGAACCCUCAUGUAAAUUUGUUACAUUAUUUAUUCUCAUUAACAAUGUCUUAACACACAAAUA